UAAAGUGCAAUUUGUCCUCUCUUCUCUUUUCUCUGAGAAUUAUUAGGCAAAUCUUAAGUACCCUUUCGGAGAUCUCAAGGGUCUUGCCCCUCGAUGUUUCCCAAGUUGUCUCAGCGUCUGUAUUUCUCCUUCAAAAACUCUGACUCCUCCCACUUUUCGUUUCUCUCUCUCUUUCACAUAAAUACUCUAUCUUUUUCUGCCUUUGUUUUCGUGAUUCAACAAAAUUAAAGAAACAGAGAGCUUAUGCAGCAACGAGUUUUAGUAGAGAUGGCAACCUUUUCUUCAACGCAUUGUCCUUCAUAUUCUUAUUCUUCAUCUAUAAAGGGAGGGCAAAAUCAACACUUUGCUUUCUCUUCUUCUUUUCUGAGAUUGUCUGUUCCAGCUAAAGCCAAGUUCUUUCUUCAAUCUCAAACAAGUUCCUAUCAAAGUGCUGUUCUCAUGCAAGAUGGUGCAGUGGCCACAAAAGUUAACCCCGUGGAAAAAGAAACUCCUCUCAAGAAAUUGAAAAAUGAAUUGUUGUCAGUUACAUCUUCAGAGGAAUGGGAUGAGAAAGCAUGUUUUGAUAUCAAUGAAAAUGAGUCAACUGUCAGUAUCACAGUGGUUGGAGCUUCUGGGGACCUUGCAAAAAAGAAGAUAUUUCCUGCGCUUUUUGCACUCUAUUACGAAGACUGUCUUCCUAAGCACUUUACCGUCUAUGGUUAUGCCAGGAGUAAGAUGACUGAUGCAGAACUUAGGAACAUGGUGAGCAAGACCCUUACCUGCAGAAUUGAUAAAAGGGAGAAUUGUGGUGAAAAGAUGGACCAAUUUCUUAAAAGAUGUUUCUACCACUCUGGUCAGUAUGAUUCUGAAGAAAAUUUUGCACAGCUAGACAAGAAGCUCAAGGAGCAUGAGGGUGGGAGGGUUUCUAAUCGCCUAUUUUAUUUAUCUAUCCCUCCAAAUAUUUUUAUCGAUGCUGUGAAAUGUGCAAGCUUGUCAGCUUCAUCCGGCAAUGGUUGGACCAGGGUCAUUGUUGAGAAACCUUUUGGUCGAGAUUCAGAAUCUUCUGCUGCACUGACAAAAGCCCUGAAGCAGUACCUUGCAGAGGAUCAAAUAUUCAGGAUAGACCACUAUCUAGGAAAGGAACUUGUGGAAAAUCUAUCUGUUCUCCGUUUCUCCAAUCUUAUUUUUGAGCCCUUGUGGUCAAGGCAGUAUAUUAGAAAUGUACAGUUGAUAUUCUCCGAAGAUUUUGGAACUGAAGGACGCGGAGGGUAUUUUGAUCAUUAUGGAAUUAUUAGAGAUAUAAUGCAGAAUCAUCUGCUUCAAAUACUUGCUCUCUUUGCUAUGGAAACCCCCGUGAGUUUGGAUGCUGAGGAUAUAAGAAAUGAAAAGGUCAAGGUAUUGCGGUCAAUGAGGCCUUUGCAACUUGAUGAUGUAGUUAUCGGACAGUACAAGAGCCACACUAAAGGAGGCAUUUCUUACCCUGCCUACACUGAUGACAAUACUGUGCCCAAAGAUAGCUUGACUCCAACUUUUGCAGCAGCUGCUCUCUUCAUAGACAAUGCAAGAUGGGAUGGGGUGCCUUUUCUAAUGAAAGCAGGAAAAGCAUUACACAAUAAGAGGGCAGAGAUAAGGGUACAGUUCAGGCAUGUGCCUGGCAAUUUAUAUAACCGAAACUUUGGAACUGAUCUUGAUCGAGCUACAAAUGAGCUUGUCAUUCGAGUGCAGCCAGAUGAAGCUAUUUAUUUGAAGAUCAAUAACAAAGUCCCUGGGUUGGGAAUGAGAUUGGACCGCAGUAACCUAAACCUUCAUUAUGCUGCGAGAUAUUCCAAAGAGAUCCCAGACGCAUAUGAGAGGCUUCUGCUGGAUGCUAUUGAAGGUGAGAGGAGGCUGUUUAUCCGAAGUGAUGAGCUGGAUGCUGCCUGGGCGCUCUUCACUCCUGUUUUGAAGGAGCUGGAAGAGAAAAAAAUUAUACCCGAGUACUAUCCAUAUGGAAGCCGUGGCCCUGUUGGGGCUCAUUAUCUUGCAGCGAGAUACAAUGUCCGGUGGGGUGAUCUUGGUGUAGACCAGUGAGGUACAUUUCAACAUUGCGGUCGGCAUGGGAUGGGAUUCUCGGAACGGAAAGCUUUGCUGUAUCUACAUAAAGCUUGCCCAAAAUUUUUAACUGCUACGAAAUCCACGUUUUAUUUAUCAAUACGGUGCCAAUUAGCUAGGAGCAUGCAGUUGUGCAAGCAAAUGUAAUCAACAAGGGAGAGAUGGAUUGUCCUUCCGAUUCUUGUAUUAAAAAUGUGAUUUUUGCAUUGAUACUUUUGCAGGGUUAUCAGUUUUGCUAAAUCUACAAAGCAUAAAAUUCCCAAGGAAA
This is a messenger RNA of Theobroma cacao (cacao), 2338 nucleotides long. It is a transcript of the gene G6PD2, whose product is annotated as glucose-6-phosphate dehydrogenase 2. Gene Ontology annotation, biological process: pentose-phosphate shunt, oxidative branch; glucose metabolic process. Gene Ontology annotation, molecular function: NADP binding; glucose-6-phosphate dehydrogenase activity. The record is from RefSeq and is a predicted model, not a curated record. Gene Ontology annotation, cellular component: chloroplast stroma. NCBI's taxonomy places the organism in Eukaryota, Viridiplantae, Streptophyta, Magnoliopsida, Malvales, Malvaceae.